UUUUCUUAAGAGUUGAAUUGUGACGACAACCGGGAUGAAAGAAGCCGAUGACACGAAAGAAUCCGAUAUGAUCCCGGACGCGGAGGUGCCGGAGGAAUUCAAGUGAUACGGGAUGAAUUGAGGGAGAGUUUGAUUGGCACUUUUACAAACGUAGCCAUCCACAGUGAUGCGGUCAAGAUGCUGGUUACACACAAUUUAGUUAGGAUUUUUACUAUUACUGACCCGAUGGAUACUUUGAAGAUAAGCUAUCGGAUUGCUUCCACGAUGGAUACUAGGAGGGAUCUAAGCCUUCGGAUAGCUGAAGCGAGGGAUACUAGGAUGAAUAUAAGCCUCCAGAUAGCUGCUGCAACCACUCUCGACAAAAUUAAGGAGUGGGUUCUUUUUGUCGAUUCUCAUCCCAAAACUGGUAACAAAAUCAUGAACUACCUCGAUGAAAUGUUGAAGGCACGCGAUGCUCGGGCAGUGGAAGAGAGCAUCGGCGCAAUACUGAAUCUGUGUUCCCUCUCGGGUAACAUAGAGCAUGCCGUUGAAAAAGGUAUGGUGGAGACGUUGUUGGGAAACAUCAGGAGCAAUGUGUUUGGGGAUGAUAUGCUACGAAUUCUUGCUGUGUUUUCGACCUGCAGGAGUGCGGUUAUUGAGAUGGCCGAGCGCCAGGCCAUCACCCACUUGUCCACAUUCAUGAGGAGAAAUUCUAGUCCGCAAAACGAAGAGAAUUUCGUGACCAUCCUUCAUGAGAUCUGCUGCAUCUGUCCUGGCACGUGGUACGAAAUGACAUCACUAGAAGAUGAUCGUUGUUUGUUCCGUCCCCCCGGUCGUUUCUUCUCUCGCCUCGUUGAAAAAGGCUCUCCAACCUCCAGAUUCAAAGCUAAUGGCAUACUGGCCAGGAUAUAUCAGGACGAGUGAACCAGAUUCGAUUCAACAAAGCUACAUGGACAAGAGGCAGAGUUGUCAUUGCUCCCGUUAUAAUUAAUUAUUUUGGUUGAACACUAAAUGUUGAUGUUUUAGUUAUUUAAGUACUGGUGCUACUUUCUUAUCAUUUUCUCCUCUGUCCCUAUCCAAA
Molecule: messenger RNA, 1060 nt
Organism: Salvia hispanica
Lineage: Eukaryota; Viridiplantae; Streptophyta; Magnoliopsida; Lamiales; Lamiaceae
Source: RefSeq, a predicted model, not a curated record